AUGAAUCUAGAAGGCAAUGGCUUACAUGUAGUAAAACUCUUAGGCGAGGGUACAUUUGGUAGAGUCUUCCUAGCCGAAACAGCAAACGAUCGCCAUCGGGUGUGUGUGAAACAAAUUGUAAUGCGAGACCCUUCCACUGAAUUGAAAAUGAUCCGCGAAGAAGUUUACAUAAUUUCCCAGCUCAAACAUCCUCGAAUAAUAAAAUUCCUCCAGUCUUUUGUCCAAGGAGAAGUUGUCAACAUUAUAAUGGAAUAUGCUCCAGGUGGAACCAUGCGAACAAUAAUUGACAAUCACAUCAAAAAACCCCUCACUCAUAACGAACUGCAGGCUUAUUUCUGUGAUAUGUUAAGUGGUCUGGAAUAUUUACAUAUUCGUCAUGUUAUCCAUAGAGACUUAAAGCCUGAGAAUCUUUUACUGGACAAGAAUAAUCGAAUUAAAAUUGCCGACUUUGGCAUUGCUCUCAUUCACUCUAGUCAUGCAAAGAAAAUGGACGCUUUGGGAACACCAUAUUACUUGGCCCCAGAAAUUUUAAGAGGCUAUCAGUGUGACUUUAAGGCAGAUGUUUGGUCUUUGGGGUGUAUUCUCUAUGAAAUGUGUUCAGGCUUAGGACCGUUUAGCUUUGCAGAUACCAUGAGAGAGCUAAGAGCAAUGGUGUUGCACAGCAAUUCAACGUUUUACCAUUGUAAAAAGUUGGAAGUGUACUACGGAAAGAUGUGGUCUACGCUUUGUGAAAGAAUGCUAACCUACGAUCGAAUGCAAAGGAUUUCACUUCCUGACAUUGUUAAAUUUCAUCCAUCGAUUACUUUGUAUUUUUAUAAUUUAUAUUUUGACUAUUCAUACUAACUAUAACUAAAUGACCAU
Episyrphus balteatus (marmalade hoverfly) is the source of this 861-nucleotide messenger RNA. RefSeq names its product serine/threonine-protein kinase Nek5 (gene png). The record is from RefSeq and is a predicted model, not a curated record. Gene Ontology annotation, biological process: protein phosphorylation. Lineage: Eukaryota; Metazoa; Arthropoda; Insecta; Diptera; Syrphidae. Gene Ontology annotation, molecular function: ATP binding; protein kinase activity. The transcript has a single exon. Bases 1 to 843 code for a protein of 280 amino acids.